Anthostomella pinea is the source of this 693-nucleotide messenger RNA. Lineage: Eukaryota; Fungi; Ascomycota; Sordariomycetes; Xylariales; Xylariaceae. The record is from the annotation of a GenBank genome assembly.
AUGACCAUCGAGAGAGAUCAGGUCAAUGCGGAGAAGGCAACUCUGGAGCGUGCAAACGACGAGAUGGCACGUAACUUCGCCCAAGAUCUCAAGGAGAUAGACGAGCUCAGGAAGCACCGCAAGCAGGCUGCUGAUCCUGAAGCCACAGAGAGCCCUCAAGGCGAUACUGUUCGCCCUCCGAGCCCUCUGAGAUUGCAGAAAGCGUCGUCGUCGUCGCCAUCCCCAUACACUCUUGGUCUCCGUUUGGCAUCACGCAGCCCGUUUUCUCGUGACGUCAACGCUUCGGAUGACCACGUGUCCCUCCCCUCAGACGAAGAGGGCGAUCGGGAGUCAGUUGUACCCCCCAUAGAUUCGAGCUCUGAAGAAGAAAUUGAGAGCCCUACCGUCGGAAAGAUGAGACAAGAGGCAAAAGGAAAGGCCGUCGCUGCCGCCAGAGGCGCCGCCACGAAGAAGGACGACGUCAAGAACGUCAAGGUCAAGGUCAAGGCUGAGAAGAAGAAGAAGCCCUUUGACGACUCCUCAGAGAGCGAGGUCCAACUGUCGCCGAAGCGCAAGGCGAAGGCAGUUCGAUCGCCACUGAUCCUUCUGACGAUUCCUGUCGUCAUCCUCGUCGUCAUCAGACGAGACCGACUCCUCGGCAUCUUCGCCGUCAAAGAAGAAGCGCAAGGAAGCGCGCGAGAAGAAGAAGCUUGA